Molecule: messenger RNA, 1452 nt
Organism: Aspergillus heteromorphus CBS 117.55
Lineage: Eukaryota; Fungi; Ascomycota; Eurotiomycetes; Eurotiales; Aspergillaceae
Product: putative HAD superfamily hydrolase
Exons: 3
Coding region: 81-1283 (400 amino acids)
Biological process (GO): glycerophospholipid biosynthetic process
Cellular component (GO): mitochondrion
Source: RefSeq, a predicted model, not a curated record
CAGACAGCCACGCACUGGUGGACCUCACUCGCUACUCUAUCUACCGUGGCUAGCCCCAAUUCUAUCCUAUUGUCUCAAAUAUGACUUCCCAAACCCUCUGGCGCUCCUUCGGGCUGCUGCAGCGCGCUUCCACUCGCUCCUUUAUCAACACUGGCUCGGGCCGCCGCGCCCUCAGCUCCCAAUCCCGCAUCCCCGACUUCGCCUUUGCUUUCGACAUCGACGGUGUUCUCCUCCGAUCCUCCAAACCCAUCCCCGGAGCCGCAAAGUCGUUGGCCCUUCUCCAGGAGCAGAACAUCCCGUUCCUAUUGUUGACAAAUGGCGGUGGAAAGCAUGAGACAGAGAGAGUGGCGGAAAUCAGUGAGAAACUACAGGUUCCUCUGGCCCCGGAGGCCAUUGUUCAGAGCCAUUCCCCAUUCGCGGAGCUCGUGCGCGGGCCGGACGAACUGAGCGCCCUGGAGAACAAAUGCGUGCUGGUGGUCGGGGGAGAGGGUGAGCGUUGCCGGAAGGUAGCGCAACAGUACGGUUUCAAGAAUGUGGUGACGCCAGGCGACAUCUUCAUGGCGAACCCAACCAUCUGGCCCUUCAAGUCUUUCCAAAACUACUACAAAGAUAUCACCAAGCCGUUGCCGAACCCCAAAGAUCCCAAUGACCCCUCUCGAGGAUUGAAGAUCGAUGCGAUCUUUGUCUUCAACGACCCACGCGACUGGGCCUUGGAUGCUCAGAUCAUCACAGACGUUCUACUAUCAUCGGAGGGCGUGAUCGGAACCAUAUCAGAGAAGAACGGUCGGACCGACCUUCCUAACCGGGGAUUCCAGCAAGAUGGCCAGCCGCAUUUGUACUUUUCCAACCCGGAUCUGUGGUGGGCUGCUGCCUACCAUCUUCCCCGCCUCGGUCAAGGCGGGUUCCGCGAGGCGCUGGAAGGCAUCUGGGCUGCUGUGACCGGAGGGCCGAGCAAAGGUGUUGAGCUGAAGAAAACCGUCAUCGGCAAGCCGCAUCAAGGGACAUACGAGUUUGCAGAAAUCCAACUUUUGCGCAACCGUUCCCGGCUGCUCGGCUCUAACAUUCCGCCUCUGAAGAACGUGUACAUGAUUGGAGACAACCCAGAAUCUGACAUCUGUGGUGCUAACAGCUACCGGAGCCCCCACGGCAGCAAGUGGCAUUCGAUUCUCGUGCGGACGGGUGUCUACAAUGGCGGUGAGCCGACGUGGACUCCGACCACGAUCGCUGACGAUGUCCAGAAAGCGGUUGAGUGGGGUCUUGAGACGUCCAAAUGGCGGGGUUAGAGUGCUGGGCUUUUACUUUUUUUCUGUUUCAAUCUUGAGCGAGUGACUUGUAUCAAAUAGACUGCAGGUGCAUCCGAUCGGCGGUCUCAUACAUAUUAGGUAGAGUUAAUAUCUUAGACAGGCAUGGCAAGGGUUUGCGUCAGAUAGCAUUAUAGAAGACGAGUAUCAG